Schistosoma guineensis is the source of this 1278-nucleotide messenger RNA. The record is from the annotation of a GenBank genome assembly. Lineage: Eukaryota; Metazoa; Platyhelminthes; Trematoda; Strigeidida; Schistosomatidae.
AUGAGUCAAGGUCGGGGCUUGAAAGACCAGUAUGGAGUGCCUGAAAAUUCCAAACCUAAAAGCGAUGCAUCUAAGAAAAAGAAAACAUCCAAAAAGUCACAUCAUCAUUGCAGUCACAAACAAAACAAUAAUGAUUGCUGCAAAACUGCUUGUAAACCCGACGUUCUAAGAAAUCUUUCAACUGUAAUUCAAAACUGGAAGUUGGGUGAUAAAGCUCCAUGCCACAAAACAGCAAAUAUUGAAAGCACUUUUAAAAACAUUGAGAAACGAAUCAUUCAUGGAAGUGUUGAGAAAGUUUCACCUGAUUGUCAGGCUCCUGGAGGUGGACUAGCUUACCCUAAAGAGACCAAGUUUAUUUUUCAUUAUCAAAUUCGUAAACUGGAUGAAGACCGUACCGUGAUUGAUGAUACCCGUAGGUAUGGAAAAACGAUGGAGGUGUACUCGGGAAAAGAAUUCCAACUGGAGUUUUGGGAACAAUGUUUAGGAACUAUGUUGCCUGGUGAAGUUUCAUCAUUUGUUGUACCACCUGAAAGGUUGGCUUCAUUUCCAGCUGUAAAUAAAAAACUGCGUGAUUACAUGUUAAAUAAAAAAGAUCAUUCUGCAAAACACUGUUGUGGAUUAAUGAGCUUACAAGAGCAAGGUGGUUUGGGCUACCCAGAUCUGGACGAGUUGAUGAUGAAACCUGAAGCACUUGAAUUUAUUUUUGAUUUAGUUAAAGUUGAAAUUCCAGGCACUGGUAGUCGUAAAGAAACAUGGAUAAUGACGCCUGAAGAGAAAUUGGAAACUGUACCGGUUUUACGUGAAGAAGGUAAUCAGUUGUAUAAUCGUGGGGAAUAUAAUAAGGCUGCUGCAUGUUAUAGUGAAGCGUUAGGCAUUUUAGAACAAUUAGUUUUACGAGAAAAACCAGGAGAACCUGAGUGGAUUGUAUUGGACAAGUUACAAAUACCACUAUUCGUUAAUCUUGCACAAUGUCAAUUUAAAGAAAAAGACUAUUAUGCUGUGAUAAAAAAUACUACUGAAGCCUUAUCACGAGAUCCUACAAAUGUAAAAGCACUUUAUCGCAGGUCUAAGGCGUAUAUAGAAACUUGGGACUUUGAUCUAGCUGCUGAGGAUCUACGUAAGCUAGCCAUUUGUCGUCCGGAAAUGAAGAACACAGUCGAAAAUGAACUAAACAUUAUCGAGGCUAAACGUGUCAACGAAGAAAUCAAAGGAAGACAAAAACUAGCUGGGAAACUCUUCGCUUGUCCAAAAUCAGUCGCAGAAUCAAAUAUAUUAUAA